This is a messenger RNA of Paramecium primaurelia, 717 nucleotides long. The record is from the annotation of a GenBank genome assembly. Lineage: Eukaryota; Ciliophora; Oligohymenophorea; Peniculida; Parameciidae.
AUGAGGAAUAUGAAGUCAAAUAAAAUCAAUAGGAUUAAUCCUCUAUUGAUUAAUAAAACAAUGAUGAAUGGAUAAUUAAAUAGGGUUUAGUAUUAACUAUAAUAUAGAUUUCAUUGAAUAGCUUCACAGAAACAAUUAAUCAAUUUUGUUAACAAACUCUCAUUUAAUUAUGGGUCUGAGAAAAAGAUUAAAGAGUUAGAAAUUUUUUUGAAAAAUUAACACUUAAUAAGUUUAUAGAUGUAAAUUUUGUAAAAAGAUUGGUAGACUUUACAUGAUAGAAUUGCAGGAGAGAUGUAACAACUGCUGAAGAAGAUUGAUGAAUUGUAAGAAUCAAUUACCCAGGAGGCAAAUCUUAACAAAAGAGAGCUAUAAUUGAAAGAAAUAGAUGAAACAACUCAGCAUUUGGAUGAAUACAUUUAAAAUAUCAGCGAAAUGGGUUAAUAACUCAGUUUGGUAACUGAUUUUGUAAAUCAUAUCAGAAAGGGUUUGUUAAGAGUUGAGGGAAAAAUAAAUCAAAUAAAAAAGCAGCUCAACAACAUGGGGAAUGAUAUUAAAUUUUUGAGAGGAAAAGCAGUUAUAUAAUUACUUGAAAUUAGAAAAUGGAAAGUGUUGAAGGAAGCAGCAGAAAAAAAUGUUAAGUCCAUCUAUAUACCAUUAAAAACUUAAGAGAGAGGUAAAAAUGAGAUCAGUAAUUUGAUGAAAAAGAAGGAGAAGUGA